Molecule: messenger RNA, 2532 nt
Organism: Helobdella robusta
Lineage: Eukaryota; Metazoa; Annelida; Clitellata; Rhynchobdellida; Glossiphoniidae
Exons: 25
Coding region: 1-2532 (843 amino acids)
Biological process (GO): protein phosphorylation
Molecular function (GO): ATP binding; MAP kinase kinase kinase kinase activity
Source: RefSeq, a predicted model, not a curated record
AUGUCGCGACUGCAAGCGGACAUUUCUCGAAGGAAUCCUCAAGAUGACUACGACUUGAUUCAACGAGUCGGGAGUGGGACGUAUGGCGACGUGUUCAAGGCAAGAAACUUACACAGCAAUGAAUUUGCUGCCAUCAAAGUUGUGAAAUUAGAAGCUGGUGAUGACUUCUCCAUCAUACAGCAGGAGAUUUCAAUGAUGAAGAACUGCAAGCACAAAAACAUUGUCGCAUACUUUGGCAGCUACUACAGGCGAGACAAACUGUGGAUAUGCAUGGAAUUUUGUUCAGGUGGUUCUGUCCAAGAUAUCUACAAUUUGACUGGAUCAUUACAAGAGCUCCAGAUAGCGUUCAUAACGAGAGAGACGUUGAGGGGCCUACAUUACUUGCACACCAAUGGAAAAAUGCAUCGAGAUAUUAAGGGCGCCAACAUACUGCUGACAGAUGUCGGUUGUGUCAAGCUGGCUGAUUUUGGAGUAGCCGCCCAGAUAACCGCCACCAUAAGCAAACGCAAAUCUUUCAUUGGUACUCCUUAUUGGAUGGCUCCUGAAGUAGCGGCAGUUGAACGCAAAGGUGGCUACGACCAGUUGUGUGACAUCUGGGCUGUGGGAAUCACAUGCAUCGAGUUUGCCGAACUUCAACCUCCCAUGUUUGACCUCCAUCCUAUGAGGGCUCUGUUCAUAAUGUCAAAAAGCGGCUUCAAACCACCAACACUGCACGAUAAGAACAAGUGGUCACAGAACUUUCACAAUUUUGUCAAAUUCGCCCUCACUAAGAACCCAAAGAGGAGACCUACUGCUGAUAAGCUGCUAGAGCACCCAUUCGUGAAUCGGGAGAUGAGCGAGCAGAUAACACGUGACCUGAUGGACAAGGCGUACAACAACAUCAGCCACGCCGCCCCCAUCGCUUACCCAGACUGCAACGACAUCGACGAAGAUGAGGUCCAGUCUUUGUUUUUUCUUUUUCAGAGCAACAACGUCAACUCGCCGCUACAAACACCGACAACAACAACAACGAAUUACACUUCACAACAACAACAACAAAUGUACAAUCGUGACAUACAAAAUUUUUUUAUUGGUGAGCCAAAUCAGAACUACCUUCUACUUACAACCACAACAACAACUAUCACAUCGUCCUCAUCAUCAGCAACAACACCGACAACAGCCCGAACAACGACUCCAACUACAACGACGGCUGCCGCCACAAAAUUUGCGACAUCGCCAACAAGCGAGAGCGAGUCGAACCACGCAAUGAACAACAAAUCAUCAUUUUCGCCGUCUUCUACUCCCAAUGCUAAAACUAUGGAGGAUGAGUCGUCUUUUUCAUCAUCUUCGUCAUCGUCUUUAACAUCACCAUCUCCAUUAUCAUCGCCAUCUCCAUCAUCAUCACCACCAUAUUCAUCUUCAUCAUCAUCUCCAUCAUCAUCAUUACCAUCGUCAUCAUCAUCAUCAUCAUCACAGAAACCUAUGUGCAAUGGUCUUCCUCCAACUCCCAAAGUUCACAUGGGAGCAUGUUUUUCAAAAGUUUUUAAUGGCUGCCCUCUUCAUAUCAACUGCACGACAAGCUGGGUGCAUCCGUACACGAAGGACCAGCACAUCCUGAUCGGCUCCAACACAGGCAUCUACACACUCAACCUCAACGAAAUCCACGAGAACAGCAUGGAGCUGUUGCAUGCACGUUCGUGUGUGUGGAUGUGCGUUGUUAAGGAUGUCCUCAUGUCCAUAUCCGGUAAGACACCAGCCCUCUACCGACACGACCUUCUGAACUUGCACGGACGAGGGACACACAGGUUCUCCAUGUCAACCAUCAACAUGAUCCCUGAGAGACUCAUGCCCAAAAAGUUUGCCAUAACGACACGAGUGCCAGACACGAAGGGCUGUUUGAAGUGCUGCGUUGGCCGCAACAACGAUGCCUACCAGUACCUCUGCGUCGCCAUGCCACACGCCGUCCUCCUCAUGCAGUGGUUCGAUCCACUCAACAAGUUCAUGCUGCUUAAGCAAUUUGACUACCCCUCAAUGUCUGACCUGAAGAUCUUUGAAAUGUUCACAAUCCCCGACCAGCAAUACCCCAUCUUAUGUGUGGGCGUCAAGAAGAGUCGCGAGAAGAAGAACCAUGUGCAAUUUGAACUCAUCAACUUGAAUUCUAGCUCCAACUGGUUCAUUGGACCUGAGUGUGGCAAAGAAAACAUCCAGGUAACAGGAGUAACACAACUCGACAAGGACACUUUCGUUAUUUCUUACGACAAUCUGGUGCAGAUGACAAACUUGUUGGGAGUUCCGAAGCUGUCAGUCAUCGUAUUCGAUUUCUAUAUUCAAUCAACUGUGGUCCUUCAAGACAGCGUACUCGCCUUCCACAGGCACGGAAUGCAAGGAAGAAGUUUCAAAACCAACGAGAUUACACAGGAUGUAUUCGAGCCUACAAAAGUCUUUCGAUUGCUUGGUUGUGAUAAAGUGAUAGUGCUGGAGAGUCUGUCGACAGAGAACCCUGACGAACUGGCCAACCUGUAUGUCGUGGCCGGCCAUGAAAAUACCUUCUGA